AUGAACUCUUUCCGCUUCGCGCGCGCGGCUCUCAGAGCCCGCCCUGCUGCCAUCCGCGCCCCCCUUCAGCGCAGAACUUACGCAGAUGCCAUCAAGCUGAGCCUGUCGCUCCCUCACCAGUCUAUCUACAAGUCCCAGGAUGUUGUGCAGGUCAACAUCCCCGCCGAGUCCGGCGAGAUGGGUGUUCUCGCCAACCACGUUCCCUCAAUUGAGCAGCUCAAGUCCGGCCUGGUCGAGAUCAUCGAGGAGAGCGGUCCCAGCAAGCAGUUCUUCCUGUCCGGCGGUUUCGCCGUUGUCCAGCCCAACUCCGUCCUUAGCAUCAAUGCCACCGAGGGAUACCCCCUCGAGGACUUCAGCGCUGAGGCUGUCAAGUCUCAGAUUGCCGAAGCCCAGAAGGUUGCCUCCGGCAGCGGAAGCGAGCAGGACAUCGCCGAGGCCAAGAUUGAGUUGGAGGUUCUCGAGAGCCUGCAGGCUGCUCUGAAAUAG
Molecule: messenger RNA, 486 nt
Organism: Colletotrichum graminicola M1.001
Lineage: Eukaryota; Fungi; Ascomycota; Sordariomycetes; Glomerellales; Glomerellaceae
Product: ATP synthase
Exons: 5
Coding region: 1-486 (161 amino acids)
Biological process (GO): proton motive force-driven ATP synthesis
Molecular function (GO): proton-transporting ATP synthase activity, rotational mechanism
Source: RefSeq, a predicted model, not a curated record